AUGUCCUGGUUAAACGAGGGUGACACUAAGCCGUUUACGGCAAGCUUGGGGGUUCAUCUCAGCUGGGGUGGUUCAGAGUGCUGGGAGGGCAGAGGCGGUGCAAGAACGGGAAAAGGGGGCCGUCACUGUCACCAGCCUCGCUCGCUCGUUUGUUCUUUGGCUCCCCGUGUGUGGCUUCGGCGCGACAGUAGCUCAGAUACGGGUUGGGAUGGGUUCUUUGCUGUGAGGGUCACCCACCAGGCUAGCUCCCACCAGCCUCAUCCAUCGCGAGUUGUGGCUUUUGACGCUAAAAGAAAGGCAGACCGAGCAGCCUUGAGCCUCAAAAUGCUCGGGCGUGGGCAUAAGCGACUAGGGGAGCGAAUACUCGAUAUAUUUCCAACACUACUAUUGGGCAAUGCUGGUCACCCCCAUGCACCAAACAAGCAAGAAAAACAGAGAGAGGCCAUGCAAGUUAGUGUUCCCGGGCUCUGCGUCAUCCAGCUAUCGAAUCUGCACACGACAAGAUACAUACUCUAG
Messenger RNA from Nannizzia gypsea CBS 118893, 516 nucleotides. RefSeq lists its product as hypothetical. The coding region runs from base 1 to 516 and encodes 171 amino acids. The record is from RefSeq and is a predicted model, not a curated record. The transcript has 4 exons. NCBI's taxonomy places the organism in Eukaryota, Fungi, Ascomycota, Eurotiomycetes, Onygenales, Arthrodermataceae.